Messenger RNA from Branchiostoma belcheri (Belcher's lancelet), 840 nucleotides. RefSeq names its product cell wall protein DAN4-like. The record is from RefSeq and is a predicted model, not a curated record. Gene Ontology annotation, molecular function: calcium ion binding. The coding region runs from base 1 to 840 and encodes 279 amino acids. NCBI's taxonomy places the organism in Eukaryota, Metazoa, Chordata, Leptocardii, Amphioxiformes, Branchiostomatidae. The transcript is spliced from 7 exons.
AUGAGGUCCGGCGGCUGUAUAGAUGAUGAUGAGUGUUCCAACAAAGACACCUGUUCUGAGAACGCCUACUGCGUGAACCUGCCUGGGACGUACCAAUGUGUCUGUCUGGAGGGGUUCACAGGGAACGGUACCACUUGUACAGAGAUCGUCACCACCACCACACCUGCAAGCCUUUCAACAGUGGAGACCACAACAACCACCACCGAGAUGAACACCACCCCAGUCCCACCGACACCAUCAACUAGCAGCAUGGAGAGUUCAACAUCGGCUGCUGCGGAUUCAACUACUUCGGUCAAGACCACCACUAGAACUACGGAGAAGGGCGACGACAUGGGUACAGAGCCGCUGAGUGAGAGCAGCACUCCUGCUGAGUCCACUAUCAGCACCCUGGCAGACCUGCAGUAUGACAGGGAUAACCCCGCAUCAGUGCUGGAUCUGCUGCUUCCACACUCAGAACGAACGGACGACGGGUCCUCAAAGGACGGAACGGUCGAGUCGACAACCUGCACGGACGCCAUGACAGCUCUUGCCAGGCUGUCACGGACAUCAGGAGUCAAGGAUUCCACAGACACGAUGGCCAAUCUGCUCGAUACGGUCAUCACUCUGUGUGGGACCCUGCCAUUGGACGCCCAGGCAGAGGGAGGUAACGUAGUAGGAGCGAUGACAGAUUCCAUCAAGCAAAGCGUUCUGAGAGGAGCCAGCAUGGAAGAACUCACUCCGACGGCGUCAGCAAGGUUUGGUAAUGAGUGGGUGGAGAUUGGAUUUCGGUUGAUUUCCGGUAUGCGAUCCGAGAUGCCUUGGAUGGUCGCAAGGAAUGUGUACUGUAUAAUCAUGGUGUAA